GCGCCCGGCACCCGGAGCGUGCACGUACGUACACCGCGACCACUUAAAUAAGCGGAGCGCCACAGCGGACGGCUCGCAUCCAAUUCGGAGUUUGUCCUCGCAGCGCGGGCGACAACAGCGCUCCCUCACGCCACGGCGGGGCGCGUCCUAGGACCCGGGUCACUGCUCCGGAACCUCAAGACCGCUAUGUUCGCCGCCGCCGUUGUCCUCGUCGUCCUGUCGGUCCUAGCCGACUCUGCCACCACCAAGCUGGACAGGGUUCCCCAGCAGACGGCUGCCCCCCAGCGAUGGAGGCACAGCCCCGAGGAUGGUUUAUGUCCACCAGGAACCCAUAUGUCGGAAGAUGGUAGAGAUUGUCCCUCCUGCAGUUAUGGAGUGGACUACACCGCUCACUGGAAUGGCCUCCCUUCCUGCCGACCCUGUUCAGUUUGUAAUUCAGAUGAAGAGGAGAGAAGUCCCUGCACCACGACCGCAAACAGAGCGUGUUGGUGCAAAGCAGGCAGUUUCCGGGGAGAAGAUUCCCCUGAGUUCUGCCAGAAGUGCCGCACUAGGUGCCCGAAUGGGAUGGUCAAGGACAGGCCUUGUACCCCCCGGAGUGACCUUGUGUGUGUCCCCCAAGGAUCAGGUCCUAAGGCGUCAGGGGAAGCCCUGGCUCCUGCAGGGCCUGUGACCGCCAGCGUGGGGAAUUCCGCCUCUCCCCUCCCUUCCUCAGGCAGUUGGUUCCUGGAGAUGACGAUGAUUGUCCUUGGGGUUUUGGUGGCAUUCCUAGUGGUAGCAUUGUGUUGCUGGAAGUACAGCCGCACAGGUUGCCACAAAGACCCCAAGACCAUGGACAGGGUCUUUUCCUGGUGCCAGAGGUCCCCACGAGGGCCUGGGGCUGAGGACAAUGCCCGCAAUGAGAUCCUGAGCAACAGAGACUCUUGUUCCACCCUGGACUCUCAGCAGAAAAUGGAAAGCCAGGAGCCAGCAGUGUUGACAGGUGUCACUGUAACGUCCCCAAGGGAGUCACAGCAUCUGCUGAACUUUCAGAACGAUGCUUGCUCUGAAAGUGACGUGUCGCAGGUGUCACAGCCGGCUGGCUGUCAGGCCGCACUGGAAUCCGGGAUUCCUGACUCUGACCCGGGGCGUCCCCACUGUGUGUUCCAGGGACAGGCAGAAGCUGAAGGGUCUCAUAGGAGGAGGCUGCUGGUUCCAGCAAACGGCGCUGACCCCACUGACACUCUGAGGCUGUUCUUUGACUACUUCUCACAUGUUGUGCCCUUUAACUCCUGGAACCCACUCAUGAGGCUGAUGGGACUGACGGACAAUGACAUCCAAAUGGCCAGAGCCUCUGCAGCCUGCACGGAGGACACCUUGUACGAAAUGCUCAAUCGAUGGGUCAAGAAGAUGGGGCGGAAGGCCUCGGUGCACAGCCUGCUGGAGGCCUUGGAGAGGCUGGGAGAAAGAUAUGCAAAGGAGACCAUCGAGGCCCACCUGGUGGGCUCUGGGAUGUUCAUCUAUCUAGAAGAUGAGGCAGGCUCUGCUGUGUCCGAAUUGUGAAAGAAUCUCCGUGGAAGCGCUCCAGAGCUUCCCUAGUUUACCUUUUUUUCUUGGGAAAAAGGCACCAUUGGACAACAAGCAUACAGCAAACAGAAAUUUCACAUGAUUGGUGCUUGAAAAAACUCAUCCAGUAUACAGAAUGUCCUAGAACUUUUUCAGCAAUUCUUUGUUUCGUAUAGUUCUAGGUUUGUGUAUGUGUUGUAUAUUGUUUAAGGAUGUCAUUCUUGUUCUGCUUAUGGUAGUUUUUCUUUUCUUUUCUUUUGUUUUUUUUUGAGACAGAGUCUCGCUCUGUUGCCUGGGCUGGAGUGCCAU
Messenger RNA from Lemur catta (Ring-tailed lemur), 1851 nucleotides. Its product is annotated as tumor necrosis factor receptor superfamily member 10B-like. NCBI's taxonomy places the organism in Eukaryota, Metazoa, Chordata, Mammalia, Primates, Lemuridae. Bases 187 to 1539 code for a protein of 450 amino acids. Gene Ontology annotation, biological process: TRAIL-activated apoptotic signaling pathway; positive regulation of apoptotic process. Gene Ontology annotation, molecular function: TRAIL binding. Gene Ontology annotation, cellular component: cell surface; plasma membrane. The record is from RefSeq and is a predicted model, not a curated record. The transcript has 9 exons.